This is a messenger RNA of Cucurbita pepo subsp. pepo (vegetable marrow), 606 nucleotides long. NCBI's taxonomy places the organism in Eukaryota, Viridiplantae, Streptophyta, Magnoliopsida, Cucurbitales, Cucurbitaceae. The record is from RefSeq and is a predicted model, not a curated record.
AUGGUGAUAAAGAAUGGUAUACUUGAUUCAGAUGAUGAAUGUGAGGAUCAUGAUUCACAGCUUGUGGAAGAAAUUGCAGCAUAUGAUGAUGAGUAUAUUGAAGAAGUCUGCAAUCACUCCGCUGGCUGCAACGGAGGUGGCCGAGAGGGGAAGAGAAACGCUGCCGGGGGUGGCGGAGAGGGGAAGAGAAACGCCAUCGGGGGUGGAGAUUUAAAGAAGCUUUGGGCAGGAGAUGGUGGAGAGGGGAAGAGAAACGCCGCCGGUGGCGGAGAUUUAAAGAAGCUUCGGGCAGGAGGUGGUGGAGAGGGGAAGAGAAACACUGCUGGCGGAGGACAUUUAAAGAAGCUUCUCUCAGGAGGUGGCGGAGAGGGGAAGAGAAACGUUGCUGGCGGAGGAGAUUUAAAGAAGCUUCGCUCAGGAGGUGGCGGAGAGGGGAAGAGAAACGCCGCCGGAGGUGGAGAUUUAAAGAAGCUUCGUGCAGGAGGUGGCGGAGAAGUGAAGAGAAAAGCCGUUGGAGGUGGCGGAGAAGUGAAGAAUAAGGCAGAUAGAGAUCUAUGGGAAUGCUUCAGGUCAGACCAUGAGUCAGCAAUAGCAAGAAAUGGAUGA